CCUUCUCACUUUCCUUCACUUUUCGUAAUAAUAAUUAUGCAAUUUCACAAUUCAUCAAACAAACAUUUUAAUCUCAAUCACAAAAGAAGAGUUAUGGCUUUCAAUAACAAAUCCAAGAAAACCCAUUUCUCUUCUCAUUUCAAUCUUUGUAUUACUCUUUUCUUCAUUGUUCUUUUCACUAUUCCUGCUCUCUUCCUCCUCCAUACUCCUCCUUCUUCCAUUUGUAACACCCUUUCUACUUCCUCCCAUUCAAACCCUUGGUCUGGUGAUCUACGUACUGCAGAAUUUGCAUGGAAUCGUCUUUGGUUCACUGAAAUUCAUCAACCUCCUCCUCUCAAGCUCAAAAUUGCUGUUUUCUCUCGUAAAUGGCCUACUGGUACUACUCCUGGCGGUAUGGAACGUCAUGCCUAUACUCUUCACACUACUCUGGCUCGCCGGGGCCAUCAGAUCCAUGUCUUCACCUCUCCUCUAGAUGGAAAAAGCUCAUCGGCGCCUUCAUCUCUUUCUCCUCUGAUUCACUGCCAUGAAGGCGAGCCAGGUAAGUGGAGAUAUAACAAAGCUUGGGAGCGAUUCCAAGAAGAGAACCAACGCCAACCUUUCGAUGUUGUUCACUCAGAAAGUGUAGCUCUUCCUCAUUGGCUUGCUCGGGAUGUUCCAAAUCUUGCUGUUUCUUGGCAUGGUAUUGCCCUUGAGAGUUUACAAUCUGAUAUCUACCAAGACUUGACGAGAAAAUCCGACGAGCCCAUUUCGCCGGUGGCGAAUAGAAGUAUGCAAGGAGUUGUCCUCAAAGUUGUUAAUGAAAUAAGGUUCUUCAAGAACUAUGCUCAUCAUGUGGCCAUAAGUGAUAGCUGCGGGGAGAUGCUAAGGGAUGUGUACCAAAUCCCAAAAAAGAGAGUUCAUGUGAUUGUUAAUGGAGUAGAUGAGGAUGAUUUUAGAGAAGAUGUGAGAUUAGGCCAUGAGUUUAGGUCUAAAAUUGGUGUCCCACAAAAUGCUAGUUUAGUUCUUGGAGUUGCUGGAAGAUUGGUGAAGGAUAAAGGCCAUCCUCUACUCUUUGAAGCCUUUUCAAAGCUUAAAGCUAAGUACCCAAAUGUUUAUUUAAUAGUGGCAGGGUCUGGACCAUGGGAGCAAAGAUACAAGGAUUUAGGGGCACAAGUCCUAGUUUUAGGGUCUAUGAGUCCUUCAGAAUUAAGGGCAUUCUAUAAUUCUAUUGAUAUAUUUGUGAAUCCAACACUUAGACCACAAGGGCUUGAUCUUACUCUCAUGGAAGCGAUGAUGAGUGGAAAACCAGUAAUGGCAUCAAGAUUUCCAAGCAUCAAAGGAACCAUAAUUGUGGAUGAUGAGUUUGGUUACAUGUUUUCACCAAAUGUGGAGUCUUUGCUUGAGAGUCUAGAAAUGGUGGUCAUGCAAGGCUCAAAGAGAAUGGCACAGAGAGGAAAAGCUUGCAGAAAGUAUGCAGUUUCCAUGUUUACUGCUUGGAAGAUGGCUUUGGCAUAUGAAAGAUUGUUCCUUUGUAUUAAGAAUGAAACUUUCUGUGCUUAUCCUUAGGAUACAUAUAUAGAUUCUUCCUUUUUAAUUAUUUUUUAUUUGUUGUUCCAUUUCUAAUUUUUAUUUUUUUUAUUGGAAACCUUAUGAUUGUUUUUAACAUAAUCAUCAUGUAAUAAAUAUACAAAUCUUAUCA
Molecule: messenger RNA, 1678 nt
Organism: Manihot esculenta (cassava)
Lineage: Eukaryota; Viridiplantae; Streptophyta; Magnoliopsida; Malpighiales; Euphorbiaceae
Exons: 1
Coding region: 37-1545 (502 amino acids)
Molecular function (GO): glycosyltransferase activity
Source: RefSeq, a predicted model, not a curated record